Molecule: messenger RNA, 2147 nt
Organism: Gymnodraco acuticeps
Lineage: Eukaryota; Metazoa; Chordata; Actinopteri; Perciformes; Bathydraconidae
Exons: 7
Coding region: 531-2147 (538 amino acids)
Source: RefSeq, a predicted model, not a curated record
CAGGUCUCAAUCAUACAUUAAGUAUAAUACAGGUCUCAAUCAUACUUUAAGUAUAAUAGGAAAGCAUCCAACCGGAAAGUGUAUACACUGCAGCCAGCCAGAAACUGUUGAGCAUGUUUUACUGCUUUGCAGGAAAUAUAGUACUCAGAGAAAUGUGCUUUUCCAGACACUCAAGAAAGCAAAAUUCCAUGACUUGUCGCUAUCAGGGCUGUUAGGGAAAAAAAUCAGGCAAUAUAUAUUGUGAGAUUAUUACGUUUCUAAGAGAAAUUGAUCAAUUUAAAAUAAUCUAGAGUUUUGGUUCUUUGUUUUGUUUCUUUUGUUUAUUGUUUUCUGCAUAGUCUCUUGUUCACACUCCAGUCCAGUUGGUGGCGGUAAUGCACCUAAAAGUUGGUUUGCCAACCGCCAAUAAACACUAAAGAAGAAGAAGAAGAAGAGGACACCGUACUUCCGGUAUCCGCCAUUUUACGUGAGGUGCAAGCAGGCAGGGGGUUUAGCCGUGUUACUUACUUGUUAGAUACAACACUUUGAAGAUGGUGAAGUGGUGUAGUGCUGGGACUUGUAGAAAUCAUAAUUCAAUGAUACGUAGUAAUGGAAAAUCCAAGUUUUCUUUCUUCAAGUUCCCCAGUCACGAAAAACAGCCAGGACGGAGGGCCCAGUGGGCGAGAGCUUGCGCUCGCGUCGAUGCCAUCACUCACAAGCCGUGGAAACCCAAGGACACCGUGCAAUAUGUGUACAUCUGCUCGGCACACUUCAUUUCUGGGCAGCCUUCCAAGGAGCCCGGCCAUCCAGAUUACAUCCCGACCAAAUUUGCUACGCCUGGGAAACUACCAACAGCUGACAAGUGCCAGAAACUGAGAAGGUUCUCCAAUGCUAUGUCUCGUCAUGGCAAGAAGAUGCUUGGCAAAGAAAAUGGGCCCUCAACAAAGAAGUGCAGAGUGGCCUUCGAACCUCCACAGCAUCAACCUACUCCUGAUUCGCCUCAACCGUCGACCAGUUCAGUGUCUCCACCUUCCGUGUCUCAACAGAUGCUCUUUGAUGAGAUCUCUGCACUCAGGGCGGAAAGAGAUGCUGCUCUUGCUGAGAGGGACCAUGCUAGGGCCAGCCUCAACUCUAUCCGGCUGUCUUCGAACACUGUUGCUGACAACGAUGAGAAGUACGUCCAGCAGCUGGUGGUGGUUAAAGAAGAGCUUCUCCCUGACCAGCAGGAGUGGAGCUCCAGUCUGGACCAGGAGGACCCAGAGCCCCACCCACACAUUAAGCAGGAACAGGAGGAACUCAGGAUCAGUCAGGAGGGAGAGCAGCUUCAAGGGCUGGAGGAGGCUGAUAUCAUUGAGUUCAUCUUCACUCCUGUCCCUGUGAAGAGUGAAGAUGAUGAAGAGAAACCUCAGUCCUCUCAGCCUCAUCAAAGACAAACUGAACACCUGGAAACAGAAGCUGAUGGAGAGGACUGUGGAGGACCAGAACCAACAAGGAGCUCAGAUCCAGAGAGCAGGCAGCCUUCCAAGGAGCCCGGCCAUCCAGAUUACAUCCCGACCAAAUUUGCUACGCCUGGGAAACUACCAACAGCUGACAAGUGCCAGAAACUGAGAAGGUUCUCCAAUGCUAUGUCUCGUCAUGGCAAGAAGAUGCUUGGCAAAGAAAAUGGGCCCUCAACAAAGAAGUGCAGAGUGGCCUUCGAACCUCCACAGCAUCAACCUACUCCUGAUUCGCCUCAACCGUCGACCAGUUCAGUGUCUCCACCUUCCGUGUCUCAACAGAUGCUCUUUGAUGAGAUCUCUGCACUCAGGGCGGAAAGAGAUGCUGCUCUUGCUGAGAGGGACCAUGCUAGGGCCAGCCUCAACUCUAUCCGGCUGUCUUCUAACACUGUUGCUGAAAACAAUGAGAAGUUCGUCUUCAAGUUUGAUGGCCUGUCACAACAUAUGGAUUUGAUGAGGUACUGUGACGGCUUUGUAGUGCUGGUGCGAAGAACAGAGUGGGAAACGGAUGAGGUGAUUCGACCAGCCCUCUGCUCGUACCACACCAAAGACUUGGACUGCAGCUUGGUGACAUUACCAAUAUGCUCCACAUCUUUGUGGUCAAGUUUCAUAGUUUGUGUGGUGGCACUGUACACCUCAUCAAGGGAAUUGAAACCCUCCACACCUCUGUAA